AGUGGGAAGAGUGGGGAGGGUGGACUAAGGAAUUCGUUGACUUGCAAGGAAUUUUCCAUUGUACUGAAUUUUCAUUCUCAUUUAUCGUACUUCUCUUACUUUAUUAAGUUAAUAUCAAAUAUGAUGAAUGAAGAUAGGGAUAGAGACGACGAGUCUGUGGGUGAUUUCUGGUUAACUAAUUGGGAACAACAGUGUAUUCAACACCUUGAAAAUGAACCUGACUAUGAAGGGCAAGUAAUAAAUGACAGGGAUUUAGCAACUCAAAAGGCAUGGUGUUGUUUUCAAAAUUCAGCAACUGCUAUAGCACAGCUUUAUAAAGAUCGACUGCAAGAUGUUCCAACAUUAUGGGUGCCUUUUCAAACUGCAGCUGGCUCAGUUGCUACUCUUUAUAAAGAUGCCACAGAAGCCAUUAAACGACAAGGUGAACUUGGUACACAGUGUGGAUACCAACGUAGGAACAAAGAGCUACUCAACUGGGCGCGCAAGAAGCGGAGACACAUCCGACGGGAGGAGUUGAUAUCUUAUCUGGCAGGAAAACCACUCCCUCCACGUACAACAUGCUCUCAUCAUGCUCACCACAGGAUGUCUCCUCUGCCUAGACUGGUAGUCAGCAGUCACUCUGGCAACUCUCAUCAAGGCAUGGUGCAGGACAGUGCUGCGGCUAGCAUGGACAAUAUCCUACACAUGUUGUAACCGUAUGUUUGUGUCGUAGGAUGUCUCCUCUGCCUAGACUGGUAGUCAGCAGUCACUCUGGCAACUCUCAUCAAGGCAUGGUGCAGGACAGUGCUGCAGCUAGCAUGGACGAGAACCUACACAUGUUCCGCGAGGCCUUGGCCAUCUCAGGUGGUGGUUCACGCAGACAACGAGCCGCUGAGCUGAGCGCCUUUGUCGCUGGAGAGUUUGCCCGACACUGUCAAGCUGUCAAGCGGCCAAUGCCUUCGCCUCCACCUCACGACGUCAACAUGGACAGUCCCACACAUCCCAAGAGGCCCCGGUUUAUGUAGCCUCAACCGUUCUGAGUCCACCUUCCCAUGCCUGUAUAUACCGACCUCUCGCUACAAAGGCGUCUACAUAGUAAGGCGUUUCGCUAGCUGUACAUUCUCCGUCUCGCUAUAUAGUAAGGCAUCACGCUAGCUGUACAGACGUACGUACUUCCGAUUGUUAAUGUUCAUAUUGUAAAUAGGCCGCGUGUUUCUUAAACAUAAACGAGUGUAACUUAAUUUCUGUAGGAAAAGAUUGUAAGUUCGGUUUGACUGGAUAGUUUGCACGUAGACUGUUGUGAUUAUCGAUUUUAUUUAACAUUUAUUUAUCGAUUAUUGACUUAUUUAUAUACUGAUAUUGAUUUAUUUUUAUCAUCGAUUCUAUUUAUUCCCUGCACACUACGAAUCCGCACAAUAAUUUAUCUUAGGAGUUUUCCCCAAUACUCAUUAUACCUAAAAUGUUUGCCAUCUGUUUUGCCAAUUCAAAUUGAAUUUGUUUAUUUAGCGUUUAGAACGUUUUGUUCAUGUUAAACAUGACUUGGUCUCUUUUUUUAAGUUUUCUCCUCGUGAUGAGUUUAUGCCGUGUGAUUUAUAAUCAACAAUAAAGGUAUUUUCCUUUUUCUAAGAUCUUACCAAAGUAUGAGAUAUGGCUAUAUUCUCAAGUUUCAGAUUUAGGAUUUGGUUUCGUUAGAGUUACAAGCUGUUUCCCGUUUAUUACCAAUUGACUGAGUGGCUUAUAUAAUGUUUUUUUUUCUUAUAAAUGAUCGGCUGCGUCUGGUACUAAUUUAUGGGAUGUCAAAUGCAGUAGCCUAUCUAACAGUACGUGGUAUUAGCCCGUGAAUAUUAUAGAUUAUUAGCAACACACUAAUUUUACCCAACAGUUAUAUUUAAAAUCCACAAUUGAUGUUUUUUCCUUAAUUUAGCACCAACAAACUUAUCUACAAAAUAUAUUUUACAUUACAAGGCUCUAAACACUUGACAAUUAGGGUAGUUAAAUGAUGCUUUAACCAGUUGUGUUUCGUUGGAAUAUACAUUUUAAUGGAACUGAAAAAGCUCUAUUCUCAGUUUUUAAUUCUUUUUCAUGUUAUCUUACCAAAGUUUGAAACUGUUUUAUACUAAUGCUAUUAUGCAUUUAUAAUUUAAUUUUGGUUCAGUUAUUCCCAAACUUAAAAGUAGUUUGGUACAUUGAGGAAAUGUUUAGGACAAUUGAGAAAAGAAUUGUGGUUUGAUCCUGAUAUCCUGAUAUACCGUAAAGUGAUAAAAAAAAAUAUCUCUCAUCUUUUACUUGCUGAAACUGAUGAAUAAAUUUUACAUGUGGCUCUCUAUUUUUACAAGUUAAAUUGUUAAAAGUUUCAAUAUCAAUAAACGCGCAACUCAUCUUUGAUUACAAAAAUAUUGUGUUUGUUUAUACUUAUGAUCAUUAAAUAUUUUUAAUGCGUUUGUAAAGUUACCAAACAAAGGUUUUAUUUAUUUUAGCAAGGAAUGGAGCUAUUGGAUUUUUAAGUCAAAGAUUUUUUCUUCUAUUGUUAUUACAUUAAUUUAUUUAGGAAAAAUAUUAAUAUACAUUACCAUGAAUCAUCAAGAUAAUGUUCACAAUUAUUGAGCAUAUUUUCUUGUUUCAUGUAGGCUAAACCGGUUCGUUCCAGGAACGAGUCUUUCGCACGUUUUUGAAUGAGCUAGACUUAAAACUUUAUUUUAAUUUAUUAUUUGAAUACAUAAUUCUAGUUUUAUUUUGACGGCGCUCAAUAAUGUACAUAAUAUUUAAUAUAUUGUAUCUACUAUAGUUUCUUUACUGUAAUAAGAAUAUAGAACCAUCAUAGACUUGAAAUUGUAUUUUCUUCUUUGGUUGUUAUUUACAGUUUAGUCGUUAUGUUUUCAUUGCUUAUAAUGUUUUUUCCUUCUAAUUAAAUUGUAUAUGUUAAUUAUCAA
This is a messenger RNA of Macrosteles quadrilineatus (aster leafhopper), 2909 nucleotides long. Its product is annotated as HUWE1-associated protein modifying stress responses-like. Bases 121 to 693 code for a protein of 190 amino acids. Lineage: Eukaryota; Metazoa; Arthropoda; Insecta; Hemiptera; Cicadellidae. The record is from RefSeq and is a predicted model, not a curated record. The transcript is spliced from 6 exons.